CUAACAACACGAAUUUUUAUUCUAUCCACCACACACUAGUGACACUAAACUUUCUAUUAAUCCCAAUCUAUGUGUUGUCGUUGAUAGCAAAAUAACAUUGAAACACUGCAUCUUGUCAUGAAUACAGUGUUGCAUAAAUUAUCUCGCUUAACAAACUAUGUAUACACGUUAUUUUCAGCACAGGUUAAUCCAACGAUCUAGCCAGUUGUACAAGAAUUGAAUUCGUCUCACACAUUCACUUUAAAUGACAUAUCGAUUAUGCCGAAUAGAACGGACCAAUGAAAAAAAUUACAAUAAAUUACGUCAUAUUAUUGGAAGUAGAUGACGCAUUAAAGUUACAUGAGGCCCGUAUUUCAAUUAUGAACUCUGACGAGCACUAUCCACGUUUUUGUUAAAUUAAAUUGAAAUUCCUGUAAUAUACGUCGUUACAGAUCUAAGUGCAUCAAAUAAUUUUUCUUUUAUAUUAUUUCCAGUCUUUCAGGACGGUGAAAUGCUCAACCAUACACAGACUGGGGUAACUGGAGAAUUUAUCCUCGACUUCAUCCUGGAACAAACAGGCGAAGACACCGUCAAUGAGCAGUCGAAGUCAAAUACAGUCGCAAAGAACUUGGAAGAGACAAAUCCGUGUUCCAGCAAGCAAGGGGAUGCAAAGAAAAAAUCGAAAAGGAGCGAUUACCUAAAGACAUUACAGAAGCAGUACUUUGUAAGUAAGUUGAGGCUGCAUGAUGAAAAAAUGAAACUGAUUGCAGCGAAGAUGGAAAUGGUGAAGAACCAGGGGGAGUUCUACCGCAACCUGACUAAUGCACUAGCGCAGACCAGAAAGAUGAUGGACAAUGAACAAUAG
Dreissena polymorpha is the source of this 844-nucleotide messenger RNA. RefSeq lists its product as uncharacterized. The transcript has 5 exons. NCBI's taxonomy places the organism in Eukaryota, Metazoa, Mollusca, Bivalvia, Myida, Dreissenidae. The coding region runs from base 491 to 844 and encodes 117 amino acids. The record is from RefSeq and is a predicted model, not a curated record.